AUGUCUCAACAAUCCAACUCAUCUUCUUCCAAGAACAUGUCUGGUUCUUCUAGCGCUGAACCAAGCAACCCUAAUAGAGAAGAUCCUGUUGCUGACUCUGCGAAUACCCCACAUGCAAGAAGACCUAAAGAAACUGUAUCAGGCCUCUCCUCAGCCAUCGCUCUUGAGGAACGAACCAAAGAAGGUUCCAGGUAUGUUCACAAUGCCAUUGCCACUAUGGUGAUUGGAAUACUGUCUGGUAAUCAUAAGGAGUCUAAUGUUGACAAACCCUUAGAUAAUGUGGCUGGUGAGGAAGUUCAUGUCACUCAUGAUGUCAGUGACAACCCUAACUGUGAGGCUGAAACAGUAGACCUGGAGGAAUUUUCUGAUAAUGAGCUGCUGUCCUCUGUCCUCCCUAGCAUAGCCAAAAGGGUUAGGUCUAGGAGAGAAAAGAAAACUAUGGCUCAAAGGUUCCCCAGAAAGAAGAUUGAUGUUCCAACCUCUUCCAAGACAACGGUGGCAGUCGAGAGUUUCCUCAAGAGGAAAGUUCAUGGUCCAACCAAAUCUUGGAGCAAAGGGGUGCCCAAGAAAAAGAAGACCAAGCAUGUUGUUAUUGAGUCUGACUCAGAUGUUCCGUGUAAUGUCUUUGACACUCUGUCAAAGAAGAAGCCAACCACUAGCAAGAUUGCAGCUAGUGUCUCUGAGGAAUUUAUUGUUAAUUUGUCUGAAGAAUAUGUUGAUGGCAAGUCUAAGGAAUUCAGGAAAGUGUAUGUGAGAGGCAAGUGUGUAAAUUUCUCUCCCUCAGUGAUCAACAAGUAUUUGGGAAGGCCUGAUGUAGCUCAACCUGAGCUUGAGAUUGGAGCUACUAAUUGGGUGCCCACCAAUCAUAAAUCUACAGUUGCUGUAAUGCUUGGAAUGUUUAUAUAUGCUGUUGGAACCAAAGCCAAUUUUGACUAUGGCUCCUAUAUUUUUGAUCAAACCUUGAAGCAUGCAGGAAGGUUCAGUGUGAAGGGUCCGAUAGCCUUUCCUUUUCUCAUCUGUGGUAUUGUUUUGAAUCAGUUUCCUAACAUCUUAACAGAGAAUGAUUCUGUGAAGAAAAGAGACAGCCCUAUGUCCUUCAAUCAUCAGUUGUUCCUAGGUACCCAUGUCCCUGACAUUAUCAUGACAAUAGGUGAGACAUCACGUGUAAGCAAUCAACCAAGUAAAGCUGCUAUCAUUGCAAUGCUCAAAGAAACUUGCAGGGAGUUAUAG
Messenger RNA from Lathyrus oleraceus (garden pea), 1230 nucleotides. RefSeq lists its product as uncharacterized. NCBI's taxonomy places the organism in Eukaryota, Viridiplantae, Streptophyta, Magnoliopsida, Fabales, Fabaceae. The record is from RefSeq and is a predicted model, not a curated record. The transcript has 4 exons. Bases 1 to 1230 code for a protein of 409 amino acids.